Triticum urartu is the source of this 1812-nucleotide messenger RNA. RefSeq names its product F-box protein At5g49610. The record is from RefSeq and is a predicted model, not a curated record. NCBI's taxonomy places the organism in Eukaryota, Viridiplantae, Streptophyta, Magnoliopsida, Poales, Poaceae. Gene Ontology annotation, molecular function: protein binding.
CUCCCCUGUCACUCACGCUCCCAAGCCACAGCCGCCGCCCCAUUCCCCAUUCCCCACUCCGAGCCCUAGCCCCAGAUCAGCGAGCAGCGGCGGCCGGCGUCGCGACCGUCGAAUCGACUGCCUCGAGGCACGGAUCCGCGGGCCGGGCAGGAGGCGAUGCCGCCAGGAGGUGGAGAAGGAGAAGGAGAAGGCGAGCAUGGCAGCACGGUGCAGAGCCACCCACCGGCGACCGUCCGCCGCGACGAGGACGCCCCGCCCCAUUCUACGCCGCCGCUCUCCGACGUUCCUCCGGUAGCUUCCGAGGAGAAUCUGGAGCAGGAGCAGCAGCCCAUGCCGAACGUUCCCGAGGGCGCCCUCGUCGAGAUCCUUUCGCGGGUGCCCUACAGUUCGCUCUGCCGCUUCAAGUGCGUGUCCAAGCCGUGGCUCGCCCUCUGCUCCGCCCCUGACAUCCGCAAGAGGUCGCCGCAGACUCUCUCCGGCUUCUUCUACCAUGAUGAAGGCGAUGCUCUCAGAUUCUGCAACUUGAAAGGGAGAGGUCCGCCUCUCGACCCAUCUCUCCCUUUCUUGCGCCACAGCUACAAAAAUGUUCAUGUCGAACAAGUCUGCGGCAGUCUUCUCCUCUGCAACUGCUGGAAUUCGUGUUUACCAAGCGAAGGUGAUUAUGUUGUGUGCAAUCCUGCCACACAAGAGUGGAUUGUGCUACCUCCUGUGGUAUUUUUGGGUCAGGAUCAAGAGGGCAGCCACGACGUCACACCAAGUGUUUACUUGGGCUUCGAAGCCGCUGUUCCAUCCCGCUUUGUGGUGUUUGCAACCCCUCACAAUGUUGGUGUUCUUUCUGGAGAAAUGGCGAUCUACUCGUCAGAAACUGGACAGUGGACUUAUGUGCAGACUAAGUGGGCAUCCGAAUCUCUCAUGGAUCUUAGUAGACGCAUACGUGUCUUCUUGAAUGGCACUAUGCAUUUGUCUACCCGUUAUAACUAUAAUACAAUGGUCACUGUUGACGCGGAGGGCAAAGUUUGGAGGGAGGUUCCAAUGCCAUUGCCAAAAAAAACUGUUAUUUUUAACACUGGGCAGUCUCAAGGACGCUUGUAUGCAUGGCAGAUGGGUUAUCAUUAUGGUUGCCAAGUCUAUAUUUGGGUUCUUGAGGAUUAUGGUACUGGAAAGUGGGCCCUGAAGCAUACUGUCAAUGUUUUGGAACUGUUUGGAAGGCAUUGUCGCAAAGAUGGUCAAUAUUAUGAGAUGUUUGCAUUUCAUCCAGAUUGUAAUGUGAUUUUCCUUACCGACAAGAAGGAGAUGACAGUGUCAUACGACUUGGAUAGUCAGAAAGUGAGUGUUAUCUGCACUGAAGGCAUGAUGGGUCUGCCUUAUACUCCCUGUUUUGCAGAAUUGCAAUCAGCUGGGCAUUGAAUAUGAGUGCAGCAUCACGUGCUCAGCAUGGGACAACACCUUUUGUGAAAAUUAGUGGUUGCUAUGGACCUACUCCUAAUUUCAUGGCAACAGUGUGGUAUUCCUAUUUGUUGGUAUUCAGGUGCAUGUCUUUGUUGCUUUGAAUAAUGUUUAUUAGCCAAGAAUUUGUAAGGUUAAUGAGUCAUUGUAUGAAUGAACCUAGUCAUUUAAUCUAUUAGCUGUCAUGUAGUACUCCCUCCAUUCACUUUUGUAAGACGUUUUAGGCAUUUAAGACAACACCCAAAACGGUUCAAUUUCAGCUGUCUUAAACGUCUUACAAAAGUGAACAGAGGGAGUACUAAUUAUUGUGGCCACUCAUUAGCUGUUGAUGUGGGGUAAUAUAAGAUGCUGAGAGUACAUUAUUGA